UCUCUCCAGCUCGCAUCCUGUCUAAUGGUCAGCUUUGGUUUCGUCUUGUUUUAAUUUUCUUUUAAUUCACAAAAAAGUUGAAGCGUGAAGUUUUCCGGUGCAGCACAAAAGCUCCAAAAACCGCGUGAUAUCAAAGGUUCUCUCUUUAACCCGUUUCUGAACGAUGGCUGUUCCUUUAACCGUGUACCUCUUGGUAGCUUCCAAGCUGCUUUUGGCUGAAGUGAAGUGUGACAGCAUCAACUUCUAUAAUAUAAGGCCUCCUGUAGAUGCGACUCCAUAUCCUAACAGCUUCAAGUGCUUCACAUGCGAGCAGGCGUCAGACAACUACAGCUGUAAUCGCUGGGCUGAAGACAAGUGGUGUCCUCAGAAUACACAGUACUGCAUGACCAUGCAUCAUUUUGGUCGACACGGGAAAACCAAGUUUGUAACAAAAAGGUGCGCUUCGUUUAACGACUGCAGGUUGAGCGGAUGCCGACAUCACGGGAACGCACACCACACGGAAUGCGUCUCAUGCUGUGAAGGCAUGGUGUGUAACGUGGAGCUUCCUACUAAUCACACCAACGCCGUGUUCAUGAGGAUUCGGGAUUUCAGCUCCGCCGCGACACGCAGCAGCAUCUGGACUCGCUUAUUUCUACUAACCUCAGCUCUCGUAGCGCUGUUACCUUUGUGAGAAUAUCACAGUGCUUUUAAGCCUGUUGGAAUAGGCCCUGCUGGAAUACCAUUGGCACACAAGGGAUUCCGGGAGUCUUGAGGAAAGCAAAAGGUUCGUCCUGCCUCCUCACUGAAAAAAAAAAGCUGUCACCCUGACCUGAAUGAACGUCCAGCCAAUCGGUGUGCAAAUCCAAACCAAGAAACUUUUAGAACUUUGUCAACUGUUUGCCAAUGACGUGCUCGAUAGGAAAGAAGAAGUAAAUCAUUUAGCCGUAAGGGUGAUGAUUCCCAGAGUAACGCGGCAUUGUUGUUCGUGUUUACCCUCAGUGGAGGUCAUGAGGGACUCUGGGAUGGUGGGAUAGACCUCGGCCAGUGGCUUGGAGCCCAGGGUCUGUCCCGGAAAAACCUGAACACAGAACUCUCUGAAAGAGAUCUAGCAGUAAGGCUUAGAGACAGAGGACAGAUUUUUUAUAGUCAAGUUUGCUUGAAUUUUGACUCACAAUACAAGUUAAAGCAAUGAAUCAAUGGACAUUGAGAUAUUAAUUUAAAAAAUAUUCA
Tachysurus vachellii is the source of this 1209-nucleotide messenger RNA. RefSeq names its product LY6/PLAUR domain containing 6B (gene lypd6b). The record is from RefSeq and is a predicted model, not a curated record. The transcript has 5 exons. Bases 164 to 670 code for a protein of 168 amino acids. Gene Ontology annotation, molecular function: acetylcholine receptor regulator activity. Lineage: Eukaryota; Metazoa; Chordata; Actinopteri; Siluriformes; Bagridae.